Messenger RNA from Amoebophrya sp. A25, 4604 nucleotides. The record is from the annotation of a GenBank genome assembly. NCBI's taxonomy places the organism in Eukaryota, Dinophyceae, Syndiniales, Amoebophryaceae.
CCAAGAACAACUAUCCCCGCACGUCUACAUUGGAAGAAUUUCUGCAAAAUGUAGACGACGAUGAUGACGGAGUCGCUGAGUCUAGUUGUCAAAAGACACAGGAGACGGAUGUUGACAAUGAGAAAUCUUCUUCAGAAGUAGGAUCUAGUAGCACGAGUACUAUUAUUGGUCCACAAGGAGACGAAGAUCACAACAUGCAGCAGGGAGAUAAUCAGCUCCGUAAGCGACGAAGUCGAGGAUUAGCUUGUUUGGGUGACACUGCCACAUCUUCUUCAAAAGAAGUUUCGCAGCUGACUCCAACCUCUGCUGCUUUCGAGACUGAGCUAGCGGCACAGGCUGUGUCUGCGUCUUCAAGGAAACUAUUAAAGCAUCACGAUUACGAUUUGCAAUCGGGUGGAGGACUGGGCUUAGAGGAGAGUGUAGAUGGCACGGCUAGGGGACCAGCACGUACAACUACAGGAGAAGCAUUGCUGGGAACGCCUCCUCCACAGGAAACAAUGAGGAGUUGUUCAUCUGGUUCGGAUCCUCUAGAAGGAGGAUCCUUACCUUUCCGCUCUCCACCAGAAGUUUUCCACUACAAAGACAACAACUUCCUAACUUGCGAGUGCUGCUUUGCAGACGACUUUUGUCCUGAAGAGUGCGUUUCCUGUGUGUCUGGGGGCCAUGUCUUUUGUCGCUAUUGUGUCAAGCAGUAUAUCUCCAAUCUGACGACUGGCCAAUUUGGCACUGAGUUGACGAAGCAGUACGCUGAGGCACCAGGGCGAUUGUUGUGCUUUUGUUCUACGGAAGACUGUGACAGUUUUUUACCGCGAGAAGCGUUGGAGACUUUGGACGUUGAAGGCGAUUUGCCUGACACUUCUGAACCACUACCACUUCUAUCUCCUACCACCGAGAACGACGCUUCGAAACCACGAACUACAAUACUUUUUCCUACGAAGAUGAACAAGAAAAGCAAGCAUCUGGAUAUGCUGGAGCGGUGGUGGUUAAAGAAAAGCGUGACAGCAGGCGUGAUGAAAGGCAAAGGAGGUAGCAAGCCCACCACCAAAAGAAUCAUCCCGGUGAGGCAUCCUCUUGAGUGCAUUGAGGCGAUUGACACGCUCCUUGUCUGUCUCGGGGAAUUCUUUUUGAUAAUUUGGGGUCUUCUGAUUGCCAACGCAAAGAGUAUCUUGUUUCGAAGAAAAGCUGCUAAUGGAAAUGGCGAAAGGCCCGCAUCAUCACAGCAAGAGCAAGAAUUAGCUGUAGUGUCAGCAUCAUCAGCAUCCUCAUUUUCUUCUUCUUCAGCAUCCUCAUCUUGGUCACCGCAAGCAGCAACUGAUAACCACGGACCGUUCGGCAACACACACAAGGACAAGCAGUCUCAACCUCUCGCAAUCUACUCUGGGAAGCCCGCCUCUCCUCCGUCCGAGCCCAUCCACCUAUGUCCUUUCUGUGGUCAAGAAGCUUUUUUACCUCCGCCAGUCUGCACUUUGGUUGUCGACACUCUGGAGAAAAAGUGGAGAUCUCUUGUGGCCUAUCUCUUGCCCUUUCUUGUUGCCCAGUGCUUUGUACAGUAUUAUGUGUUGUACCCACUGUCAAUCGAAUAUGGAUUUGCCAACCCUUUUGUGAUAGUUCCGAGUCUUUGGGCAUGGUUUAGCCGGUUGGUGGAAAGAACUGUACCCAGAGAAGAGGAGAGCAUGUACAUUAUUGACAUAGACAGAAGCGUCGUCGAAGCUGGAACAGGAGCUCCUGCGGAAGCAGCUUCUUUCUAUUCCUUCAAGGCCUUUAGUACAGGAGAAACUUCGUCCUCGACUACUACGGCAAUACCCACCACAAAUGGAACUGCUUUUGGAUCGACGUCUGCGGCAACGCGUGCUGGUGCCCAGAAUUACAACAGCAAUGACGCAACCUUAUUACCAACAUCUCCAUUUUUCCAUCUCUUCACUCUGAUCUCUCUCUGGAGCUGGAUCCCGUUUCCAUUCAGCCUGCUCUUCCACGCUCUUUCUUUUGUUUGCGCUGGUUUGUCUAUCGAUAUCGCAGAGGUGGGCGCGCUGUAUUGGUACUUCACUACCAUGUUCCUUUGGUCAUGGCGGUUCCUGCGUGGCUUGUUAGUUCCGAAGGAGCUAGCUGCUCAAGAAGCGUUUUUUAGAGAGAAGUACUGGCAUGAUGAGAAAAAUUUCUUGCCGACUUGGGACUUGACCCGUUGGGCCGAAGAAUCAAAACGGACAAGCAAGCGUGGUCGAAAAAACAAGAAGGGCGGCGACCUUACUGCUCGGGAAGAACAAGAACAAGAGCAACGUGAAGGUGAGGAAGCGGAAGAGGGCAACACACUACCAUGCUCGAUUGUUGUUCGCUAUCUUCAGUCCGUCCAUGGGCAGUAUGCUUGGCGCGUUCUUGUGAGCUACGUAUACCGAAAGUUGCUGUGGGCAUUCUGUAGUCAGGAGAGGAAGACUGUGGCUCAGAGACGCGCAGCAAGGGCGAAGGAGAUCGCAGACAUGUCAAAAGAAUUGGAAAGGAGCAACUCAUCUUCUGGCGCGACAAGAAGUGCUAGACUUGGAAGAAGACGUAGAAAGGCUGCCAAUAUCGCGGAAUCCUUGUUAGGAAAGAACAUCUUCACAAGAACACUGCUGGUCAGUCUCAGACGAGACAACGCUGGUCCCCGUGUUGGCUUGAGUGGAAAUGAAAAUGACGACAGUUGUCGUGAUGAAGAAGGUUCUCCCUAUUCUUGCCAACUACCAGUACUAUACGCAGAGGACCAAGGCCUCAACUACAAUGAUGAUGACGGCCCCGACUACAAUGAAAAACGCGUACCGCAAAAUAUCCGCUGUCGAAACCCCAACUGUGCUGUCUUGUUUUGCAGUCUGUGUCAUCAGGAGGCGCACUACUUCCCGAACUUUUGCUGGGCGCCGACAGGUGCAAAGGGAGAACUAGAACAAACAGGAACCAGCCUUGUAUUUAAGACAACAUUCGUUCCUACAGUAGUUGUGCAUCUGAAUGGUUCCGGUAUUUUUGGUAUAACCUGAAUUUGAUCAUAAGGGAAAACAAGAAGAGAACCCUUAGGAUCAAACUCAGGUUACCAAAUACCAGAACCAUACAGCAUCUGCGUCCUGAGAUCAGCACCAUCCUACGCUUUUCUUCACCUUCGCGUAGUUAUAGAUAGAAAUAAGUGCAAGAGCGGCCAAGGAUGAUGCUAUCACGUCGGAUGCAAAUGCACUGCAGCUCGUGUUCUAAUCUAUCCAUCAGAGCCUGUCCUCAUAUCAGCUUAUUGGAUGCCACGACAGAAGCGAGCAGGGACAGCUUCAUCCAGUUUGUGUCAGAAAAAAUGAGCCAGAAAAAAGUUCGCUACUGUCCGGAUUGUGGAUUACAGUACUAUUAAGAACUUCAACUUUUCUUGCGUGAGCGUGUAUUACCCUAUGUCGUGUACUUCUGUAGUUUCGCACUCGCGUGUCUUACCCUAUGUAUACUUCUGUAGUUCUUCACUUGAUGUCGGACGAUGUUUUAGACUUUCUUGUUCACAAUGACAAUGAUGUCAAGAAGCAGAUGUUGAUGCACAUGCACUUCUUCUACUUUGAUAUCUCUGCAUUAGCUCUUUCCUCAAUCUCUCAGAUUCACGAAGCAAGACGGUUGCAACAAGAUGAAAUGCCCAGAGUGUGCCUGUGUCAUGUGUUAUGUUUGCCGCACGAAACUCACUGGCUAUCACCACUUCUGCCAGCAUCCUUUAGACCCUUCCUCGGGAGAAAAAUUCUGUCGAAAAUGCGACAAGUGUCCACUUUGGAAAGAUUUUGAUGACCAACUCGUGAAGCAAGCAGGCGAUACGGCAGUGAGAAUGUAUGAGGAUAGAUUCCCAGAUUUUAGACAGAAGAUAUUUCCUUUUGGGACUAGAUGGGGGAAGGGUGAGAUAGUGAUAAAUGGAGCGAGCUUUUGGCUGUAAAUGUGAGGUGGCCAGAGCUCUUGGCUGUGAUUGAUGUGAGGGGACACGAACAGUGAAACUGUCAUCACUUGAAAGGGCACGAAAAACUGCAGAAUUGAUUUGGAACAAUUAUAAUAAUAAUAGGUAGCUACAGUAUCAGUAGUUACGGGAUUCCGAUUAGGUGUAGGCGACGAGGCGGGACCCAUUUUGGUGAGCAGUCGGGACGCACUUCACAGUGCGUUCCGAUACAUACGAAUAAGGCGAAGAACCAUUCCACCUCCACAGUUGGUCCUCUGGCUCGCAAAAGUAUCACUCUUCACCAUGUGCAAGAUGUGCUUUGGAAUUCGUAGGCACGAUCCUCGAGGGCAUGAUUAAGACAACAGGAAGGUGUGUCGUGUUUUGGUGUCUGCGCUGACCCAUCUUCAGGUCGUACGAGGCGGGGAUCUUGAGUCAAGAAGAGGUGCAGAAUAAAGAGGAAUGGAUGAUCUACCACCUUGCCGAGAGAAGAAGAUCCAACAAAGCGAGCGCCAUAUGAUGAAGAUCCCACUGAUAACAUGAGAAAGCGAAGAUCUCCAGGCCUAUGUGAGUGCAUCACGAUCUUGAUGUAGUUGCUCACACAUAGUUGCUCUUAUUGACACUUUAUGUUCAUGUGCUUGUUUACGUCAUAUUCAUCCUGAUCCCCGUCAUCCCUUCGUUUUCCAUGACAACUACAUACACA